Molecule: messenger RNA, 1078 nt
Organism: Fukomys damarensis (Damara mole-rat)
Lineage: Eukaryota; Metazoa; Chordata; Mammalia; Rodentia; Bathyergidae
Gene: Pmm1
Product: phosphomannomutase 1
Exons: 8
Biological process (GO): protein N-linked glycosylation; GDP-mannose biosynthetic process; mannose metabolic process
Cellular component (GO): cytosol
Molecular function (GO): phosphomannomutase activity
Source: RefSeq, a predicted model, not a curated record
GCUGUCACCGCCGAGGGCGCCCGUAGGAAGGAGCGCAUCCUCUGCCUGUUUGACGUGGACGGGACUCUCACGCCUGCUCGCCAGAAGAUUGACCCCGAGGUGUCCACUUUCCUGCAGAAGCUGCGAAGCAAGGUACAGAUUGGCGUGGUGGGCGGCUCUGACUACUCCAAGAUUGCUGAGCAGCUGGGGGACGGGGACGAAGUCAUUGAGAAGUUUGAUUACGUGUUUGCGGAGAAUGGGACGGUGCAGUAUAAGCAUGGACGACUGCUCUCCAAGCAGACCAUCCAGAGCCACCUGGGGGAGGAGCUGCUCCAGGACUUGAUCAACUUCUGCCUCAGCUAUAUGGCCCUGCUUAGGCUGCCCAAGAAGCGUGGCACCUUCAUCGAGUUCCGGAAUGGCAUGCUGAACAUCUCGCCCAUUGGUCGCAGCUGCACACUGGAGGAGCGGAUCGAGUUCUCUGAACUGGACAAGAAGGAGAGGAUCCGGGAGAAAUUUGUGGAAGCCCUGAAGACGGAGUUUGCAGGCAAAGGGCUGCGGUUCUCCCGAGGCGGCAUGAUCAGCUUUGAUGUCUUCCCUGAGGGCUGGGACAAGCGCUGCUGCUUGGACAGCCUGGACCAGGACAGCUUUGACACCAUUCACUUCUUCGGAAAUGAGACCAGCCCUGGUGGAAAUGACUUUGAGAUCUACGCUGACCCCCGGACUGUGGGCCACAGCGUGGUCUCCCCUCAGGACACGGUUCAGCGGUGCCGUGAGAUCUUCUUCCCUGAGACAGCCCACGAGGCAUGAGCAGUCCUCACACCUGACUCUGACUUCCAGAGAGCUCUCCCGGGCCCACAGAAGGACGCCGGCACCUGCUGGGGCGGGGGAGCCUGCUCGAGGCCGGUCCGCAGGGUGGACGGCUGUGGCCUUAGCCGCUCCUCGUAGUUUGGAACAGAGCGUGUCCCGCUACACUAGAAGGAGACGCGCGAGGGUACGACGUGGAGCCACCCCGCCCGCCUGCCCUGCAGAGGAAGUGCAGAGCAGGCACGGGCACAUCUCAGCACUUGGUGUCACGAGCAUUAAAGGUCCCAGGACAAGG